AUACAUUGGAUGUUCGGUUCUAAACGCGCAACGGUCGUACGAAUAUCGCGCAUACGCCGCGUGGCCAAUGAUUUAAACUGAAUAUUGACAGUGAAUAGUGACAGUGAUCGAGGCAAUCAAGCAACUAAAAAUAUGGACACCAGCAGUGACAAGCAGCAGGAGCAACGACUGGGCCAUCGCCGCCAGCCAGCGCUGGGCAAGGCCAUGCCCGUCACAGCCCUGCUGCUCAAUCUGAAUCUUGCGCAGAGCAAUAGGCCAAGUCAUGCACGCAGCGCACCAGCUGGCGCGCUGGACGAGGAUGAGCCGCCGCCGCGUUACUUCAGCAUAGCCGAGGAGCUGCAGCAGCCGCCGUCGCCCAGCGAGAACAAGGCCGCUGAGCCAGCGCUGCUCGGUGCGGGCAAGCCGGACGUGCCCUGCCUCAACUGCUGCCAGCGAGCGCCGCUGGAGCUGAGUGGACCCGGUCUGGCCAUCAACGAGAUGUGCCAGCGCCUGUGCAGCGAUGAGUGUCGACGCGGCCUCAGCUUGACUGGCUGCCUGGCCACACAGGAUGCCGAGCAGCUGCGGCAGGAUUUCCUGAAGCAAUAUGAAAUUGCGGAAGCGCUGGCCAAGACCUCGGCAAUGACCUCGACUACGCAAAUGAAACAGCGUCUCGCCGCACGCAAACUGGAAAUGGAUAUCGAGACGCAGGCGGCAGCCGCUUCCACUGAGCCAGCCUGGCUAACCACACCCAGCGACAAGGCAGCAACAACAACAGCUGCUGCUGCUGCUGGCGUUGUUGUUGCUGCUGCUGCUGCUGCUGGAGACACGUUGCCGCCAAUCGCUGAUAAUGAGCAGCCGCCGCCGCGAGAUUUGCUGUUGUAUCUUGUGAGAGUUGAAAGUUCUAUGGCAGAGUUCAACGUUAGCAAAAGGCAUAGUCACAGCUUAUUUAUUUUCAGCAUAAUUCUACGAAAGAUUCUGUAUAGAAAACCGAAAGAGCUGAUGGGCUCGUUCAACUCGGCGCCCAAGAUAAACAAUGUGGACUCACAAGACGAUGGCCUGGAGCUGCCCAAGGGCCUCAGCACUGAUGCACUGCUCGACCAUGUGCGACAGCUGCACGGCUCAGGCGUGGUGAAGCCCUCGCUGCUCAGCCGCUGCUUCCUUAAGCCCCCCCUGAACAGCGACGACGUGACCGACGGCCUGCGUUGCCUCCAGUUGAACUCCGUCUCACGUGUUUGCAGUGCUCCCAGCGAUGGCGCGCAGCACAUUCGAUUGCUGCAGUGGAACAUUCUCUCGCAAACUCUCGGCCAGCACAACGAUGGCUUUGUGCGUUGCCCCGACGAGGCUUUGACCUGGCAGCAUCGCAGGUACUUGAUCGUGCAGGAGAUUCUGCAAAAUCAGCCGGAUGUUGUUUGUCUGCAAGAAGUGGAUCAUUUCAAGUUUCUGCAGACUGUGCUGGGCAGCCAGAACUAUGACGGCAUCUUCUUUCCCAAGCCGGACUCGCCCUGCCUGUACAUAGAGGAGAACAAUGGCCCCGAUGGCUGUGCCAUCUUCUACAAGCGCGACAAGCUGCAGCUCCUUGGCUACGACACACGCAUCCUGGAGGUGUGGCGCGUGCAGAGCAACCAGGUGGCCAUUGCCGCGCGGCUGCAGCUGAAGGCCAGCGGCAGGGAGUUCUGUGUCUGCACCACCCACCUGAAGGCACGCCACGGCGCUCUGCUGGCCAAGCUGCGCAACGAGCAGGGCCGCGAUCUGAUACGCUUUGUCAAGCAGUUCGCCGGCGAGAGUCCGCUGCUGCUGUGCGGCGACUUCAAUGCGGAGCCCAUUGAGCCCAUCUAUGCGACGAUUCUCAGCUGCGAUCUGUUCAAGCUGGGCAGCGCGUAUGCGGACAUUAAGCUGGAACGGGAACGGGAGCGGGAACGAGAAGAUCAGGAGCAGCACACGGCCAGCUGCGACGAUCCCAAUGAGCUCAUUGCGCAGUCCAUCAAGCGCGAGCCUCCAUACACCACCUGGAAAAUUCGCGAAGAUGGCGAAGAGUGCCAUACCAUUGACUAUGUGUUCUACACGCCGCAGCAGCUCAAGAUCAAGAACUGCCUGGAAUUUCCGGCCGGAGAACAGAUCGGCAAAAAUCGUACGCCCUGCUUUGAAUAUCCUUCGGAUCAUUUUUCGCUCGUCUGCGACUUUGAGCUGCUCGAUGCGCCCCUUUCGGAGGACAAAAGCAAACCGCAUGGCACCAUACAGUAGAGCUUGUCAGUGCACGCACACAGCUACACAAACACACACACACACAUACAGCAAUUACAUAAUAAAUUGUGAUAUUAGCUCUUAGAUACAUUUUUAGCCAUCUAUACACAUGUACGUACGAUCCAUACUAUAUAUGAGCGUAGCACGGCAAAGCUUGCUAAGGCGAGACAUUAAUACAGAUUUCAUCAAUAAACGAAAGUAACUUUGUAGGAAUCGUCGUCGUCUGUCUAUAGAUUGUAUAUUAAACUAUAAAAUAAUUGGAUUUCGAUUUCAUUUUUGAUAACACGAAAGCAGGGGAGAUUCUCACAUUAAAUUGUACAAGGAUUCUGGCUGGAAUUUGAUAUUAGUGUUUCUCUAUACAUUAUUAACUUUAAAUAUUAUAAAAUGUCUAUUUAACUGUAAGCUUCAUAGUGUAUCCAUUUUGUGAAUAAUAAUUAUUAAUAACUGUGUGGAGUCA
Drosophila mojavensis is the source of this 2677-nucleotide messenger RNA. RefSeq names its product nocturnin (gene cu). The transcript is spliced from 7 exons. Gene Ontology annotation, molecular function: 3'-5'-RNA exonuclease activity. Bases 133 to 2220 code for a protein of 695 amino acids. The record is from RefSeq and is a predicted model, not a curated record. Lineage: Eukaryota; Metazoa; Arthropoda; Insecta; Diptera; Drosophilidae.